AUGUCUAAACGUUAUCUGGCGUCCAUAGAUAACGAAUCCAAUAAUAGUUGGAAGGGAACCUCUUAUAUUCCUGAAGAUACCAGUCUUAUUGAUCACAGAAUGUAUGAAGGUGCCGGCGGUCAAUCGCCUUUAACCAAGGGUCCCCCCUUGAGUACAAGUGCUGAGGGAGUGAGAAUUGGGCUGCCACGAUUAAACUCAAGAAGAUUACUGCUAUCAUCUGGUAGGCAACUGUUCCAAGGUAGAAGACCCUCAGUAGCAGCAGAUCAGAAUACUCCCCUACUUUCACGAGCUCAAGAAGGCAACAGUUAUUUUGCUACGCCUGGUAGCGACUCUACGAAUACUCCAGGUAGAGGACGAAGAAGCAGUCAAUUGCCUUUAACGGAUAAGAAUCUUCAAUUGUUGUUGAAAGAAAAUAAAGACGAGGCCCCGUUGAUAGCUAAUGUUCCCACUAGAAAGGCUUUGAAUGGUGGCGGUGGUGUUAGUGGUGAUCGAAAAAAAAUCAGUAGACGGUCCACUAUUGCUGGAGAAUCAUUGGGUGGCCGAGGCGAUGUUAUACUAGAUAUGGAUGGCUUUGAACGAAGUCGGAGACAUAGUAGAACCAAUAGAUGGCAUGACCCCUUCCAUCCCGACGUGGAUUUGGAGAAUAAUAUUGGACCCUUUGAUGAUGAGAUGAUCGGCUUUGAUAACGGGGCCAAUGAUAACUAUAUGUAUGAUUUUGGAGAGAGAUUUGGCUCUGAUAGUGAAAACGUUGGAGAUCAGAACUCUUUAGAGUUUGGAGAAUCGAAUCCUUCAUCUGAUCACUCACUGGACUCAACUUCACUUGAUGAUGUUUUCAUAGAUGACUAUUAUCAUCCGAAACCGGGAACAGAUGCUGCUGCAAGACUGUAUAAUGAAUGGCCAGACUUGACCGUGUUAACUGAAUUCAUUAAAGAAGAGUUUGAUGAAUACGCACAAGAGUUAGAAGACGAAGAAGGUCUGGAGGGGAAUGAAGAUAAUGAUAUCGAUUCUGAUCCCAAUAGACAAGUGAAUUUCAAUGAUGAAACAGUCAUUCACCCGAAAACCCCCCAUGAAGUCGAAGCAUUUCCUUCAUUAAUUAAGCGGAAAGAUCUCUUAGAUAGAGUCAAGAGUCCAUCUCCUACCACAACUCCACCUCCACCGCUGUUGCAAAGUAAACAAGUUAACGAGAUUGAACACUAUCCUACUUCAAGAAUCAGACCAACCCCCAUUCAACCUUGGCAAAAGUCGAAAACAAAUUUGAUAUUCAACAACAAAAAGAGUGGGAGGUUCACUUACUUCAGAGAAGAUUUAGAGAAUACCAUUCAUCUGACUUGCAUGAGUGGGUUGAUCUAUGCAGAUGAUACCAGGCUUCGUGAUUAUACUAGUGAAGUUAUAGAGUCGAAAUUAAAGGACCUAUUUGUUGUUAGUCAUUAUAGUGGUGGUGCACAAGACGAAGAUUCAAAGACUUCACCACCUGAGGUUGAAGCUCUUCAGACAGCCGUUCCUCCCAGUACAACCAGUUCAAGUGCAAGUGUUGUUGCUGGUGGUGGUGGUGGUCUAUCUGUGGCAUCUCCGUUGCCUGGUGGGUUUGCCAAUGCUAGUAUGAUUGGAAGUAUGGCCCCAACUACAGUUGCCUCUAGUAUUAAUAACGAGAAGGAUGAGAAACUUUUUGAUCAUACAGCCGUUAGUCUACCCAUAUCUACUGAAGAAUUGAAGGAAUGUGAGACUCCUUUCUGGUUGGAUGUCUUGGACCCAACAGAAGAAGAAAUCAAGGUUUUAUCCAAGACUUUUGGGAUCCAUCCUUUAACCACAGAGGAUAUCUUUCUUGGAGAGGCUCGUGAGAAAGUUGAACUAUUCAAAUCAUAUUAUUUUGUGUGUUUCACAUCUUUCGAUGUUGUUUAUGAACGUCGGAAGCAACGGGCAAAGGAACAUGAGAGGAAAAUGCAGAAACUUCAAGACAUGAUGGAUGAGCAGAACAAAGGGAUACUUACAAAGGUCUACAAUUGGUUUGCCAGGAAGGGAAGUAAUGGGCCUUAUAAUACUAAUCUGGAGGAUCAUAAUAAUAAUGAUCAAUCAUCAUUAAAGUCGAAAGCAGCUAAAAGGGUUAGAGAUGGUGAAUUGCAACCUUUGAAUAUGUACAUGAUUGUGUUUAAGAAUGCUGUGAUUACUUUCCAUUUUGGUCAGACUCCACACCCCAUCAAUGUUAGAAGAAGAGCAAGAUUGUUGAAAGAGUAUUUGAAUGUUUCUGCUGAUUGGCUUUGCUAUGCGUUGGUUGAUGACAUUACUGAUUCGUUUGCUCCAUUAAUAGAAAGCAUUGAAGAGGAGGUGAAUUCUAUUGAAGAUUCCAUUUUGAAAAUGCAUUCUGGGGAAAUAGACCUGGACGAUGAUAGUGAUGAAAGUGAAGAUUCAGAUUGUGAACCUAUCUCACCAGGAGGCAGGAAACCUACUAAACGUUCUAGUCAAGUAAUGGCUGGUGCUGGUUCUGGUGCUUUACGUCGUCGUCGUGGGAGUCAUACGGGAGGUGGACCAACAGGAUUAGGAAGGGAUUUCGGAGUAUUUUAUCGUAUGAAACGGUCCAAAUCUACUAUUGAAUAUGGUUCAGUUAAAUCAUGGAGUACUAAAAAGUCCCGUUCCACAAACACAUCUUCUACUACUUCAUCCAAGAUUCUUGGGUGGAGACGUAAAGGAGACAUGUUAAGACGAAUCGGAGAAUGUCGGAAACGGGUCAUGUCUGUUCUCAGAUUACUCACUUCUAAAGCUGAUGUCAUUAGAGGUUAUUCCAAAAGGUUUAGUGAGACUAAGAAUGGUAGUCGUAGUGGGAAUGAAAUUGGGAUGUAUUUGAGUGAUAUUCAAGAUCAUAUUGUCACUAUGUUACAAUCAUUACUGCAUUACGAGAAACUACUUGCCAGGUUCCAUCUGAACUACUUGGCUCAGAUUAAUAUUGAUAUGACUAAAGUUAAUAACGAUACUAAUGAUGUCUUGGGGAAGAUUACCGUUUUGGGUACUAUUGUGCUUCCUAUAAAUGUUGUUACUGGGCUUUGGGGUAUGAACUGCAUAGUGCCUGGUCAAGAUGUUGAUAGUUUAGCAUGGUUUUGGGGGAUCAUUACUGGGAUGAUUUUGUUUAGUAUACUUGCAUAUCAUUAUGCUAUGAGAGUUUAUGGCUUUUAA
Molecule: messenger RNA, 3165 nt
Organism: Lizanozyma spartinae
Lineage: Eukaryota; Fungi; Ascomycota; Pichiomycetes; Serinales; Debaryomycetaceae
Gene: MNR2
Product: putative Mg(2+) transporter
Exons: 1
Coding region: 1-3165 (1054 amino acids)
Biological process (GO): intracellular magnesium ion homeostasis; magnesium ion transmembrane transport
Cellular component (GO): plasma membrane
Molecular function (GO): magnesium ion transmembrane transporter activity
Source: RefSeq, a predicted model, not a curated record